CUCUGUCUCGUCCCACUCACACUCUGUCAGAGCGCGGCGUUGACAGCCACUGGCCACUGAUCAGCCCACUUUGUCGGGGUUUGUGUCUCCAUGCAAGACUGCUGAAAAAUAAGCUCUGACUCUCGCAUUUUCUUUUAUUCGCAAAGGCAAGCAUACGCGACCAAACAACAAGUCCGUCCACGGCAACAAAAGCACGAGGUGUAAAAAAGCCUUUAAGUCAUUUUCUAGACUCAUCACUGUCUCACAGCUCCCUGCACAAUGUCUGGAGAGGACGCACCUGCCGAGCAGCAAAACGCCGUGGACCAGAAGCAGGAGACCAAAGCCGCCGAGGAACCCAAAGCCGAGCCUCCCAAGACGGAGCCCGCACCCGCUGCCGCCACCGCCGAGGCGACGGCUACACCCGCGGCGGCCACCGAGAAGGUCCCCGAGGAGGAGACGUUCACCUAUCGCGCUCUGGUGCUCACUGGCUACGGGGGGUAUGAUAAAGUCAAGCUGCAGGUGAAGAAGGGCAAGCCGGCGCUCAAGGCUGGCGAGGUCCUGGUUCGGGUCAAGGCUUGUGGGCUCAACUUCGCAGACCUGAUGGCUCGGCAGGGGCUUUACGACCGGCUGCCGUCCCCGCCGGUCACCCCGGGAAUGGAGUGCUCUGGGGUGGUGGAGGCUGUGGGGGAAGAAGUGACGGACCGAAAAGUUGGCGAUAAGGUGAUGGUGUUGAACCGCUUUGGACUGUGGCAGGAGGUGGCGGUGGUGCCGUCAACCCACACCUUCCUCAUUCCAGAGGGCAUGAGCUUUGAGGAGGCAGCGGCCCUCCCUGUGAACUACAUCACUGCCUAUAUGAUGCUGUUUGACUUUGGCAACCUGCGGCCCAACCAGAGCGUCCUCAUCCACGCUGCUGCAGGUGGUGUGGGUAUUGCAGCCACUCAGCUGUGCAAGACAGUGAAGGAUGUGACUGUGUUUGGCACGGCAUCCGCCAGCAAGCACGAGACCAUCAGCGAGGGUGGAGUCACGCAUCCCAUUGACUAUCGCACCAAGGACUAUGUGGAGGAAGUCCGCAAGAUCAGUCCGAAAGGGAUGGACAUAAUACUGGACCCUCUCGGAGGAUCAGACACCCAUAAGGCCUACAACCUGCUGAAGCCUAUGGGGAAACUUAUCACCUAUGGUACAUCUAACAUGCUCGCCGGCCAGAAGAAAAACCUGCUCGCCGUGGCCAAGAACUGGUACCAUCAGUUCUCCAUCCACACGCUCAGCCUGAUCCAGGGGAACAAGUCGGUGUGCGGCUUCCAUCUGGGCUACCUGGACGGGGAGAUGGAGCUCAUCACCCAGGCCAUGAACACCAUCCUGGAUCUCUACAAGGAGGGCAAGGUCAAGCCCCGCAUCGACUCCACUUGGCAUCUUGAGCAGGUGGGCGAUGCCAUGAGAAAGAUGCAGGAGAGGAACAACAUCGGCAAAGUGAUCCUCAACACAGAGCCGAUGCCCGAGGAGGAGAAGAAGGAGGAGCCCAAGAAGGAGGACAAGAAGAAGGAUGACAAGAAGAAGGAUGACAAGAAGAAGGACGAUGGCAAGAAGGAGGAGAAGAAGGACGACAAGAAGAAAGAGGAGCCCAAGAAGGAGGAGGAGAAGAAGGAAGAGCCCAACAAGGAGGAGAAGUGAGAGGGAGGGACGGAUAGUCAAGCAGAGCAGCAGAGAGUUUGUGUCCUGGGAGCGGGGGGGUGAAGAAGGAGAUGGAUGGGGUGGGAGGUGGGGUGGAGUGUAAGAAAGGAUUGGAAGGAGUUAGAAGGGUAGAUUACAAAAUGAUCACACCAGUGUCAGUCGUUCAUCUCGUCCACCUCCCCUCCGCCUCACCCUCUCGACUCCACAGUGGCAGUGAUUACUCAGGCCUGGCUCCACCCACCCCCUUCCCAUCCUGUAUUCUUGCAUUUAUCUCUAAAAAGAAGAAAAAAAUGUCCAAUCACUUGUAACACCUUGUAAGCACCGAAACCUAUCUCUCUGCCUCACAAGAUUGAGAAGGCAGCCGCAACACUCGAAAGAUUUUUCCCAUCUGGAAUGACGAGAGACAAGAGCCGUGGAGGAUUGUGGGUACGGUCCAGGCCUGGGGCAAAUUACUGUUUCCUUGACAACCGUAAUCCCUGCUCACACUCCGGCCCCACCCUCGACCCCCAUGCCCCUCCACACCUCAACUCCCACUGUGCUAAAUUGUUCUGCUCUGACUUCCACCUGCCACCUCCUCUUCCCCCCUCCCCCCCCCCCAAAGUCCCACACCAACACCACCACCGCCCCCAACCCAUCCACGGGUCGGACCCACAGACAGGCACAAAGGCAGGCAGAUAAACAGAGAACCGCACCCACCCACACGUUGCUCUUCUAGUAUCCAACGCUUAGUUAUGUCACUGAGGAUGAGUCAGAGAUGCCUGUGAUUGGCUGAUGCACCCCAGCUCCCCUGGAGAUAUUUGCAUUGUGGUUUUGAUCAUGAUGUUUGAUUGUUCAGACAAUGGUGUUAGUGCUAGAAGGCCUAACAUUGGUUAUCAUAUAUAUAUGGCCUUAUCUUCGAUAUUUCUUUUAUCAUUCUCCAUGAGUGUAGAAUGAGACCGCUCCAUAAUGCAUGCGUUCCAAUCCAAUUUCAGUGAAGUUAAUGUAGUGACUACAGUUUUGCACUUGCCUGAAUAUGAAUUGUCCUCAUAAUGAGCCUUUCUGUGCAGUGUUGAAUAGGGAGGCAGAACUCAUUGCUCAGCUUCCUUCUCCUUAGUUACAGAUUUUUCUAGCUGACCAACUGUUGGCAAGAAGUUUGCAGUGCCAAUUAAGAGAGAAUUUGUUUCUGUUUAAACAAGUCACAAAUACACACACAUACACACUCUGAAUGUGAUGAAAGAGGCACUGUCAUGCUGAGACAGUGAAGCGUCUGAAAUGAGCAAGUUAAGAAGGUGACUAUCAGUCCUUUUUUCUUCAGGAUCAGGCUUUCUUCCUCCCUGAUCCUCCUCCAGGCAUUCCAUGGCAUUCUGCUGCUUUCACAGCGGCCGCUCGCCUGUCGAUCACCCUGACCUGUGGAGGGGAGAAUUCAAUUUAAGUUGGCGUCCAUACUUCGCCCCCCCUGCUUGUCUCUACUCUACACUCUCUCUCCCUCCUCUUUCCAUUUCCCUUUCUAUGGUCGGCAUAGCAACAGGCGUCAGGCUCGUCAGAGGAGGCACUGUGGUCUGUUUCUCUAACUCCCUCUCCCUGUGUCUCUCUUUUCUGCCUCCCUAACUCUAUAUUUGCCAACAGUCGGAUUUCAGAUAUAAAGAUGAAGAGGUGGAGCAGUUUUCUAGGUUGUUAGUAUUGCACUCCCAACCAGUGAAAUUUAAACCGAGUAUUGACAAUGUGUGCAAUUAGCAGUGUGCUGGCAAAAACAGCGCACCGCUCCCCCUAAUGGCCAGUAUGAAUUUUGUCUCACUGGUGAAAUGUCAUUGGAGUAAAUCCUUAGCAUUUUAGCAUAAAUCCCACUGGGUGGACUCUAAAUCUUUCAUGUAGGAGGACUUUGAAACUUUUAUCUACCUGGCUGCCUGCCUGCCUGCCUACCUGUCUGUGAGCCCGGCCUCAGCGUUGAGACUCAGGUGGUGACUAGUGACUUUGUAAAAAAACACAAAACAAAAUGUUUGGAGAAAAAAAAAUGAAAAAAAGUUGUUGUGUUAGCAUGAGUGGCCUCCCUCAUGUGCUGUGUGUGGUGUGCCAUUGUGUGUGAAGAUGUGUGUGUCCCCUCAGGUCAUUUGUCAGGUUUUAAAAGCACCCACCCUACCCAUGCCACAUUUCCCCCUCACACUACUCUGCUACAGUAUUAUGUAGCUACAACCCUCCCCUCUUACUCUAUCUCUCCCUCCUGUCUGAUAAGAGGCCUGUGUUAUGAGGACAGUUGGUAUUAGUAUUUUUGCACUCUGCUCGCUGAUCUUAUUGCACUUACAGGCAUGGCAGUCGCACUCUAGUCCCACGCAGGCUUUGAUUCUGCUCCAGGUUUGCAGUCUGUUUCCCAUCAUCCACUCCCAGUGUAUCUGCUGAAGCUCACUGAAAACACAGGUGGCACACACGCACGCACGCACGUACACACACACACACACACACACUCACUCACUCACUCACUCACUCACUCAUGUAAAGGUCCCCUCAUUUUCAGCUUGCCAGUCCCUGCCCGGGCCAACUUCUCCUGGGUGGCAGCUAAAAUCAAAGCAUUCAUCCAUCCUUGACUGUGUGAAGUAAAAUGUGGAGCAGGGCGGAGUGAACUGGGCUGGAGUACGACCGCUACGCUGGUGUGGGGAGUGACUGUGUCCUGUCAGCCUCUGGUUAGUGUUCUGUUCUAAUCUGCUGGGCUCCCUUUGUGAACCUGUGGACGGUGCUUCUGUUCCGAGUGCCAUGUGAGAAACAAGCGCUUCAGUAAAAACAAAAAAAGAGGAUGUUUUACUUAAUGUUAUUUUAAUUUACCUUUAUAUUUCCGUUUGUUUGUCUGUUUUGUUAUCCAAGGGUUUAAAGUUCAAAGUUCAUACUCUUUUGUGGGGACCUGCCAACCUGCACUCCUUUUAAAUGUGAUGAAGUCUUUCUGUUGGUCCGAACCAUGUGUGCCAAAUUGUAUGUAUAUUCUUCUGUCAAUGCUUUGAAUAUUAACAGUGCAUAAAAUAAUAUGAAGACAAUUCUGGUUUUGGAUGCAUUUCCAUCAAUCUUGAAGAAUAGUGAAAAUAUAAGAGUUUUCAUAGUGUGUCAGAUUUGUAUCCCAAAAUGCUUAUGGGUGCUGACAGAAUUUUUGCUGCAGUUUACAAAAGGUUUAACACAAUUUGUAGUUUUGGAUUGGUUGCAGUCUUGCUCAAGUGUAGGCCUGCACUGUGCCUCUCUCCUUGCACACAGCUUACCUCAAUCCAAGGCACCUCCCUCCGUAUUCAUACCCUUCUCACUGUGUUUUACCAGCUUUCACAUCAUGUCGACCACAACAGGUCGAAGUGUUUACAACCAUACUAUUAGUAUCACAGUGAAAAGGGACUGGACAUGGUGCAUUUAAGGUUCAAUACUCCACCAAAAUACAUAGAUUCGCAGAAAUCUGCAAAUAUCCUCCAAAUCCAUAGCUCCACCGUAUUCCUCUCUAUGGAUUUCUAUUUCUUUCAGUUUAUUUCAAAAUGGCUUGUAUAGCAAGUGAGGGAGCAGAUGUUUUCACACAGCUGUGCAGGGAUGCCAAUACUGUAACACAGCUGCACAAAAACCCAGCUUAUUGGCUGAUCAUAGCUCAGCUCUGGCCUGCCCCAGACACAACAUUUCCGCUUUACUGCUGAUCUCAGUUCACUCAAGGAUUAUUAGAGACGUUCCUCUUUUCCCUGUGCUGCAUCUGCAGAGCCUCUUGGCCGGUGCAACAGUGGCGGCCCAAAAUUCUGCUCCAUACCGCCCCCCUUCUCUCUCCAUACACAUUUAUAGCAAAUAAAACAUUAGUUUGACAUCUGGAAUUUGAAGUUGCAUGCAGUUAUUGGCAUGUGGAAAACCGAUUAGAAUCUCUUUCUUUCUUUCACAUUUUCCCCUUGGUUCUUUUGAGCUAAGAUGCCUUUGAGAUGAACUCAAUCAGUUGGGCGGUUGGCCUGCUGCCUGAGCACACUUCCACCAUGGUGAAGCUGCAGUGUAAUGUCAUCUUGAAAUGGUUUCCCAGUCAUUCCAGACACGUAUGCAAGAGUACUUAGCAACUCAGAGAUGCACAGUGAGAAAAACAGUGUUUCAAAGUAAAAA
This is a messenger RNA of Sander lucioperca (pikeperch), 5718 nucleotides long. It is a transcript of the gene vat1, whose product is annotated as vesicle amine transport 1. The coding region runs from base 259 to 1647 and encodes 462 amino acids. Lineage: Eukaryota; Metazoa; Chordata; Actinopteri; Perciformes; Percidae. The transcript has 6 exons. The record is from RefSeq and is a predicted model, not a curated record. Gene Ontology annotation, molecular function: oxidoreductase activity; zinc ion binding.